Messenger RNA from Amphiprion ocellaris (clown anemonefish), 1957 nucleotides. It is a transcript of the gene hexb, whose product is annotated as hexosaminidase B (beta polypeptide). The transcript has 14 exons. Gene Ontology annotation, molecular function: beta-N-acetylhexosaminidase activity. NCBI's taxonomy places the organism in Eukaryota, Metazoa, Chordata, Actinopteri, Pomacentridae. Gene Ontology annotation, cellular component: membrane. Gene Ontology annotation, biological process: carbohydrate metabolic process; ganglioside catabolic process; glycosaminoglycan metabolic process. The record is from RefSeq and is a predicted model, not a curated record. Bases 33 to 1688 code for a protein of 551 amino acids.
GCGGGUCUUGUGACUUUGCUGCUUCCACCAACAUGCUGCUUUUGCUGAAGUUCGCGGUGCUGCUGCUGACUCUGGGGUUGUGCCAGGGUAACCGGCAGCCCAACAUACUAGUAGAAGAUGUAGAAGAUGUUGAGCCCGCUUUCGAGCCCUCUAGGUUCGGCUCUCUGUGGCCUCUGCCGCAGAAAGUGAAAAUCUCACAGGAUUCAUUCAAGUUGGGCUCCAGCUUCAGGAUCGUUGACGGUAAAGGUUCAUCUGCGGGUUCGAGCUGCAACAUCCUGCAGAACGCCUACAGGAGGUACUACGAGUACAUAUUUGGCGGAGCUAAAAGGCAGGGAUUGGGCAAAAACAGGAGGUCUGCCCCCUCGGAGCUGACCGAGCUGCGGGUUUACAUCACAUCAGCUGACUCUGAAUGUGACGGUUAUCCUUCGGUGAAGUCCGACGAGUCAUAUGAUCUGUCAGUGGUUCAGCCGUUUGCCGUUUUGAGGGCACCGAAGGUCUGGGGAGCCCUGCAUGGUCUGGAAACUUUCAGCCAGUUGGUGUAUGAAGAUGAAUAUGGGGCUAAAAGCAUCAAUGCAACAGCAAUCAGUGACUUCCCCAGAUUUGCACAUAGAGGCAUCUUACUGGACACCUCUCGCCAUUUUCUUCCCGUUAAAGUCAUCUUGGCUAAUCUGGAAACGAUGGCGAUGAACAAAUUCAACGUCUUUCACUGGCACAUCGUUGACGAUCCGUCCUUCCCUUACCUGAGCCGGACGUUCCCACAGCUGAGCCAGCAGGGAUCCUACCACCCGUACACCCACGUGUAUACGCCUGCUGAUGUGAAGAUGGUGAUCGAGUUUGCUCGUCUGAGAGGCAUCCGUGUCGUCCCGGAGUUUGACACUCCAGGACACACACAGUCUUGGGGCAAAGGCCAGCCAGAUCUGCUGACCCCCUGUUAUUCUGGCGCCACACCCUCCGGUACCUUCGGACCAGUGAACCCCAUCCUGAACACCACAUACGACUUCAUGGCCCAGUUCUUCAAGGAGAUCAGCAGCGUGUUCCCUGACGGCUACGUUCACCUGGGAGGUGAUGAGGUGGACUUCACAUGCUGGAAGUCUAACCCGGACAUUCAGAAGUUCAUGGAUGCGCAGGGCUUCGGAAAGGACUACAGCAAACUGGAAUCAUUCUACAUCCAAAAACUUUUGAACAUUGUCACCACGACCAAGAAGGGCUACAUAAUCUGGCAAGAGGUGUUCGACAAUGGUGUGACGCUGAAACCAGACACAAUUAUCCACGUUUGGAAAGGAAACCAGCAGCAAUACCAGAGUGAGAUGGCAAAAGUUACAUCGUCAGGGUACCACACCCUGCUGUCCACUCCCUGGUACCUGAACCGUAUCUCCUACGGCCAGGACUGGCAUGCCAUUUACAAGGCCGACCCGCAGGACUUUAAUGGAACUGAAAAGCAGAAGGCACUUGUGAUUGGUGGAGAAGCCUGCUUGUGGGGAGAGUUUGUGGAUGCUACCAACCUAACACCCAGACUCUGGCCUCGUGCCAGUGCUGUGGGCGAGCGGCUGUGGAGCUCCAAAGAUGUAACUGACCUGAACGAUGCCUUCAACAGACUGUCUGUGCACCGCUGUCGUAUGGUGGAGCGCGGGAUCCCGGCUGAGCCGUUGUUUUACAGCUACUGUCCACGGGAGUAUAAAGGUCUCUGAGAACGACUGAAAGGCUGGUCCUCAGAACAGAAAAUGGAAAAGGGAAGCAAAUCCAUAUACUAUCGGCUUCAUGCUUGUAUUUGAAAAUGAAAUCCUAAACUGCCUUUUGUAGAGAAAUCACUGUACUGAUGAACUCUGAAACACGUUCAUUUUAAAACUGCUCCAUUGAACUCUUGAUCACAUAUUGUUGGGCAUCUUGCAUUUAUGAUUGCACUCUGUUUUUUAUCAAUGUUUCUAUAGUAGAUUGUCAAUAAAAUGCUGUCACUUCA